UUUUGCAGAACUUCAGUAAUUCAGCUGUCUAACAGCUUUUAUACUUUUAUAUAUUUGUUUAAAUCAAACAAUCAAACAAAACUACAAAAGAUCACAACUAACCUGAAACAAUGGGCUGUGUUCAAAGCUUCAGACAAUUGUGCGACCGUACAAAAAAUACAAAUGUUCGUCUCAGUCUACCAGCAGUUUGCUUUGUGUGGCAAACGGCCAUGAUCAUCCUGUUUGGGAUUUUUAUUCGUUACAACGAGGAAUCGGAUACACACUGGAUAGAGUACAGAAGAGAGAAAAAUAUUUCAAGUGACUCUGAGAACGACUUCUACUUCAGAUAUCCAAGUUUCCAGGAUGUCCAUGUAAUGAUCUUUGUUGGAUUUGGCUUCUUGAUGACAUUUCUUAAGCGGUACAGCUUUGGUGCAGUGGGUUUUAACUUCCUCAUUGCAGCAUUCGGCCUCCAAUGGGCGCUGCUAAUGCAAGGCUGGUUCCACUCUCUGGACUACACUGAUGGGAAGAUCAAAAUUGGAGUUGAAAACUUGAUCAAUGCUGACUUCUGUGUGGCAGGAUGCUUAAUUGCCUACGGGGCAGUACUUGGUAAAGUCAGUCCAGUCCAGCUGCUGGUCUUGACUCUGUUUGGGAUCACAUUGUUUGCUGUGGAGGAAUUUAUAAUCUUGGAUCUCAUACAUGCUAAAGAUGCUGGAGGCUCCAUGGUGAUCCACACAUUUGGAGGUUAUUAUGGUCUUUCCAUCUCAUGGAUGCUCUAUCGGCCAAACCUGGACCAGAGCAGUCGUCUGCAGGGCUCUGUCUACCACUCAGAUGUCUUUGCUAUGAUUGGUACCCUCUUCUUGUGGAUGUUCUGGCCCAGCUUCAACUCAGCCAUUACAGACCAUGGGGACGGGCAGCACAGAGCGGCCAUCAACACCUACCUGGCUUUGGCCUCAACUGUCCUCACUACUGUGGCCAUCUCGAGCCUCUUCCAGAAGCAUGGAAAACUUGACAUGGUUCACAUCCAGAACUCCACUCUUGCUGGAGGUGUUGCAGUUGGGACAGCAGCAGAGUUCAUGCUGAUGCCCUACGGAUCUCUGAUCGUGGGAUUCUGCUGUGGUAUAAUCUCCACACUGGGAUAUAUCUUCCUCACGCCAUUCAUGGAGAAGUAUCUAAAGAUUCAGGAUACAUGUGGAAUCCAUAACCUACAUGCUAUGCCUGGAGUCAUAGGCGGGAUUGUGGGAGCCAUUACUGCCGCAGCUGCAACAGAGACAGUUUAUGGAAAAGAAGGGUUGAUAAACACCUUUGACUUUGAGGGUGCUUUCAAAGACACGGUGCCUACACGGCAGGGUGGUCUCCAGGCCGCAGGCCUCUGUGUGGCUAUAUGCUUCGGUGUAGGCGGAGGCAUCAUUGUCGGGUGUAUCUUAAGAUUACCUAUCUGGGGAGAUCCUGCAGAUGACAAUUGUUUUGAUGAUGAGCCCUACUGGGAGCUUCCUGAGGAUGAAGAGAGCAUCCCACCAGCCCUUCAUUACAACAACCACAUGCACAACAAAGAUUUAGCGGAGUCAAAUUUCUCCAUGGAACAAUCAACCCACUAGUCCCGGAUCCUGAUGGAUGUCUGUCUCCAUAUGCCUGUUUGUUUGUUCAUUUUACUGUUCUCCUGAAGAAAAAAAAAUUGAUACAAUCAUUCCCCACCAAUCAAAAACAGUUAUUUUUCAUGCAGUGGUAUGACUAUUAACAGGUUGUUCAGCCUGGUUUGUUUGUUUGGAGUGGAAACAUCUGCCAGAUGAAUAAGAUUUGUACUUUUUCAACUAAUCAACUAAUAUUCAAUCAAAUAUUUGUAUUAUAUAUCCUGUAAAAUUAAGGACAUUUUCUUAGUACGAGUGGAGUGUUUUGCCUCAUUUCCACAUUGAAGGACAAGUAAAUUAACUACAUUUAUUUUAUUUAUUUUUUCUUGUAAUUCAUAUAAUGAAUCGGAUCAGUGCUGGAUUAAAACAUAACUGUGAGAACAUCACAAUUCCUUUAAGGAGGGUUUUGGGAGAAAUAUAAUAUUUAAAACCAUGUGUUGUAUUACGCUUGCUUCACAGAAGCUUGAGUUUCACUAUAGGGAUUUUUUUGACUGCAGUUUAAAUUUAGUGUCUUUUUUGCAAAGUUCAUGCUGUCAGCUUUAUUUGCAUAGUUGCACAGUUGCACGGCAUUAGAUGCAAUGAAAACAUUGAGAAUUUUUACAAUGAGAGUUAUGUAUCGUGUUACUGAUUAUUAUUUUAAAAAUAAGAGCUGUGAUAAUUGUUUUGGAGAAAGUUGCUGUGACAUAUGAGAUAUUUGGCAACCCUGUUACUUAGCAUUUUUAAGCACCACAUAAACAUUUAGUAAAUGGUUUCUAAGAGACUAUAAUGUAAUUGUAAGCCCACCAAAAGUUUGUGUUGUUAAUUAAUGUACAGUAUUUGUCAGCAGGUAUUCUUAUACUGUUUUACUAUACUAAUCAUUUCUUAUCUCUUUAUACAUGAGUCUCCACUUAUAAGUGCUGACAAUAUGAGUUAUAGUUGCAGAGAAAUACAUGAAUAAAUACUAAAAUAUGCUCACAGCUACCUUAUAGUGUACUAUAAACCAUUUUUUAAUGUUUACUGCUUAUAAAUGCUAAAAAAAGAAGAGUUAAACUAAAGUGCAUUAAGCACAUAUUUUUAUCCAUGUUAUCUUUUUGUAAAUUCAUGAUUGCACAGAAUAUUUAUGUCAUGCCGUUAUGAAAAGUGAAAAGUUUGUCAAUGGUAAUGUGAUUUUGUGUGUUUUCUGUGUCUACAUUAUUUGAAUUGGACAAAUAUUAGUAAAUACAUUUAACCAGUUGUAGAACGUUAAGAUUUACC
This is a messenger RNA of Larimichthys crocea (large yellow croaker), 2837 nucleotides long. It is a transcript of the gene rhcgb, whose product is annotated as Rh family, C glycoprotein b. The transcript has 11 exons. Gene Ontology annotation, biological process: ammonium homeostasis; ammonium transmembrane transport. NCBI's taxonomy places the organism in Eukaryota, Metazoa, Chordata, Actinopteri, Sciaenidae. Gene Ontology annotation, molecular function: ammonium channel activity. Gene Ontology annotation, cellular component: plasma membrane. Bases 111 to 1574 code for a protein of 487 amino acids. The record is from RefSeq and is a predicted model, not a curated record.